AUGUUGAAAGAAGUCAUCUAUUGUGGAGUUUGCUCAUACCCACCAGAAUACUGCGAAUUUUCAGGUAAAUUAAAACGUUGCAAAGUUUGGCUAUCUGACAACCAUGCAGACCUUUAUGCAAAACUAUAUGGUGCUGAUGAUAAUGCACAAGAGGAAGUAGAAGCCGUAACCAACAAAUUGGCCGAAUCCAGUAUUGGUGAAGCAAGAGAAGAAAAGCUGGAAAAGGACCUGUUGAAAAUUCAAAAGAAACAGGAAAACAGGGAACAGAGAGAAUUGGCCAAAAAGCUGUCAUCGAAGGUGAUCAUCAAAAGAGAAGCCAGAACCAAGAGAAAGUACAUUGUCGCUAUCUCUGGGUUAGAAGUCUUCGACAUCGACAUGAAAAAACUAGCCAAAACAUUUGCGUCUAGGUUCGCCACAGGGUGUUCUGUGUCGAAGAAUGCAGAGAAGAAAGAAGAGGUUGUCAUUCAAGGUGACGUGAUGGAUGAAGUGGAAACCUAUAUACAUUCCUUGCUGGAAGAAAAGGGCUUAAAAGACGUUAAAGUGGAAACCAUCGAUGCUAAGAAGAAGAAGAAGCCUGCUGCAGAAGGGGCUGCCAAAUAA
Molecule: messenger RNA, 600 nt
Organism: Saccharomyces mikatae IFO 1815
Lineage: Eukaryota; Fungi; Ascomycota; Saccharomycetes; Saccharomycetales; Saccharomycetaceae
Gene: TMA22
Product: Tma22p
Exons: 1
Coding region: 1-600 (199 amino acids)
Biological process (GO): formation of translation preinitiation complex; translation reinitiation
Molecular function (GO): mRNA binding; translation initiation factor activity
Source: RefSeq, a predicted model, not a curated record